AAUCUUAAAAGUUAAUUUUACAGUUAUAAUUAACUUGUUCAUAAAAAUGAUGUGGUGUCAGUUCUGUGAUAGUGCAUUUGAAUCCGUCUUAUCAUACUGUCAGCACAUGAAAAUGCAUAGUCAUGUUCCUAAUGCUUAUUUUAAAUGUGGUAUUCCUGAUUGCCCCAGAAGAUUCAAAAAGUUUGCUGCUUUUAAGGCUCAUAUAUUCAGGGAUCACAAAAAGAAGGACACAAAGACGUCUGCUGAGCAAUUAGGCAAAGCACAUUCUCCCAUCAUCUGUAAUUCAGUCAGUAAUUGAGGGGCUGCAGGACAUCCAUGAUAUUAGCCAGUCUCAUUUGCUACACAUGGUAAGUGAAAAAUUAACUACACUUGGCAUUUCUGAAACUGAUGUAAAGAAUGUUGUAGACAUUAUGAAAACUGAUGAUCUUUUUCGGAUGUGUAAUACCCAUACACUACACACUGAUAAGAGGAGAAAGUCUUUCUAUAAAGCCAAUUUCAAGUAUGUUGAACCUGUCCCCAUCUGCCUUGGUAAAAACGAAUCUGGCAAGGAAAGCUUUGCUCAGUACAUUCCCAUUAAGCAAAGCUUAGAAGCUCUGUUCUGCUGUAAAUCAGUUAUAGAACAACAUAAAAAUUCACGAUCUACAGUUAAAGCAAAUGAUGUCCUCAGUGAUGUAUGGGAUGGCAGUAAUGUUGAUGACAAUGUGCUGUUAAAAGAUGAUACAGAUUCGUUGGCUUUAAUCUUGUAUCAAGACGCUUUUGAAGUGGCAAACCCACUUGGAUCUGGCAAAAAAAAGCACAAAAUUCUUGCUGUUUACAUGACACUUGGAAACCUGUUGCCUUACUGCAGGUCAGGAAUUGACCACAUGCAGCUAGUUCUGCUGUGUAAGGAACAAGACUUUAAGUUUUUUGGCCAGGAUUUGGUUUUUGCCACUCUGGUACAAGAUCUUAAAGACCUCGAGGAAAAUGGGGUUCGGUUAGCUGAUGGAAAGGUUCACAAAGGUACACUAUGCGCAAUAGCAGGAGAUAACCUUGGAUCCCAUUACAUUGGUGGCUUUGUGGAAAAUUUCAGUAGAAGUAACCACUUCUGCAGAUUUUGUGAAAUUGACCGCCAAACAUUUCUUUCAGCACCCCUGACAAAGGCAUUAACGAGAACUGUAAUGUCAUAUGAACAGAAUCUUAGGGAUUUGGAUUCAGGUGCAGCUGAAAUUGCUGUUGGUGUCAAAUGCAAUUCUCCAUUUAAUGACCUAAAGUACUUUCACGUAUGCCAGCCAGGAUUACCUCCCUGUCUAGGACAUGACCUUUUUGAAGGUGUUGUGUCAUUUGACCUUGCUUUGUAUGUGGAUCACCUUGUAAAUCAAGAGAUGCAGUUCACUUACACUGAACUGAAUCGCCGCAUUAGCCAGUUUAAGUAUCUGGGGAAUGAUGCACGUGAUAAACCAGCUAACAUUACUCAGGGUACUGGGAAAUUAAGUGGACAUGCAGUGCAAAAUUGGUGCCUGCUCAGGUUUUUACCUCUUUUGGUAGGGGAAAAAAUUGCCAAUCCAACUGAAAAUGAGGUGUGGCAGUUAAUACUUCAACUUAGACAAAUAGCAGAGCUCAUCUGUGCUCCUGUAAUUACAGUCGGUCAGAUUGCUUAUUUAGCAGUUCUAAUUGAAGAGUAUAUUGAGACUAGAAAGAUGUCUUUUCUAAGUCAUCCACUUAAACCGAAACACCACUACAUGUCCCAUUACCCUGAACUCAUUGAACGUUUUGGUCCACUCAUUCGCUUGUGGACGCUGCGUUUUGAGAGUAAGCACUCGUACUUUAAACAGUGUGCCAGAAAAUUGCACAAUUUCAAAAACCUGAGUGCUACAUUGGCAGAAAGACAUCAGCUUCUGCAGGCUUACCUAAAUUCAGGAAGCAUUUUCCCUGAAAAUGUUGUGGCAGAGAAAGGGACAGAAUUUCAUGCAAGUGACUACAACGAUGACAUUCAAGGAUCUGUUGCAUGCUUUCACUUUGAACCAGGGAAUACACUGGCAUCAAAUGAAGUGACACAUAAGCUGGCCCGGGAAUGUGAUUGA
Messenger RNA from Paramormyrops kingsleyae, 2060 nucleotides. NCBI's taxonomy places the organism in Eukaryota, Metazoa, Chordata, Actinopteri, Osteoglossiformes, Mormyridae. The record is from RefSeq and is a predicted model, not a curated record.